GGUCAGCGGUAGUGACGUUUAUAGUGUUGCUGCUUCUUGGGCUCGUGUGUCAUAAAUUAGCGCUGCAUUGCAAAAUAACUACGGUAUAAAUUGACUUUUUUUUUGUCGUUGUUCAUUUUCACAGGUAACAAUCACGGAUUAUAUUGAAUCAUGGUCGUAAACGUGUUCUUGAAACAAUCCGAUUGAAACGUGCAUGCUAGAAAGUUAAGACUUGUAACUAAGGGUCGCGCAAUGUUAGGAGACAUGAUUCUGAGGGCUUUCAGACUGACAGUGAGAGUGUCUGCAGUGGUUCAGUGUCCAGCUCUCCAUUCACACAGAGCACUGCACUCCAGCUCUGCGCUCUGGGCUGGACACAACAAAUGGUCCAAAGUGAAGGACAUUAAAAUCCCCAAAGAUGCUGCUCGAUCCCGAAUGAUUGUCAAGUACACCAUGAUGAUCAGGAUUGCAGUAAGAGAGGGAGGACCCAAUCCAGAAUUUAAUGUUGCUUUGGCACAAGUUCUAGAGCAGUGUCGGAACAAGAAUGUACCCAAAGCCACUGUAGAAGGAGCUAUAAAAGGAGCCAAGUCAAAGCCAGGAGUACAGUAUGUUUAUGAGGCCGCGGGACCGGGCGGGUGCACGCUGCUCAUUGAGGUUUUGACUGAUAACAACACCCGGUCCCAUCAAGAAAUCAAACGGAUCUUGAUGAAACAUGGUGGGGCGCUGUGUGAAGGAGCACGCCGGAACUUUGACAGGAAGGGUGUUGUGGCCGCAUCCAGAGAUGGGAUCUCCUCUGAGAGAGCUCUAGAGCUGGCCAUUGAGGCAGGAGCUGAAGAUGUGCAGGAGAUAGAGGAUGAGGAGGAACGACCCAUACUACAGUUUAUCUGUGACAUUGCGUCCAUGAAGGCUGUGCGGAGCGCUCUAGAAAGUCUGGGGGUACCCACACUUUCAUCCGGGCUGGAGUUUGUUUCUCACACCCCGUCUCUCCUGACUCAGGCUCAGCUAGAGACCGCGUCCUCACUGCUGGAGGCUCUUAGUGACUGUCCUGAUGUGGUCCGGGUUUGGGAUAACAUCCAUACACAGACCUAGAGUUCACAAUAAGUCAACUGACAAAUGGAAGAACACACAGAUAGAUGGACUAAUUAGUGAUCUACAUGCCUUAAGAGCAACUAAAAGAAAUGGACCACUUGGCCAAAAUUUUAUUGGACUUCACUUGGAUUUUUUUGUGUGAUGGUAAAUAAAUAAUGAUAUACUGUAUCUUCAUCGUGGCAAUAAAGAAGAUAUUCA
Messenger RNA from Carassius auratus (goldfish), 1263 nucleotides. RefSeq names its product translational activator of mitochondrially encoded cytochrome c oxidase I (gene taco1). The record is from RefSeq and is a predicted model, not a curated record. The transcript has 6 exons. NCBI's taxonomy places the organism in Eukaryota, Metazoa, Chordata, Actinopteri, Cypriniformes, Cyprinidae. The coding region runs from base 232 to 1065 and encodes 277 amino acids. Gene Ontology annotation, cellular component: mitochondrion.